This is a messenger RNA of Brienomyrus brachyistius, 4262 nucleotides long. Its product is annotated as PHD finger protein 21B-like. Bases 340 to 2115 code for a protein of 591 amino acids. The transcript has 15 exons. The record is from RefSeq and is a predicted model, not a curated record. Lineage: Eukaryota; Metazoa; Chordata; Actinopteri; Osteoglossiformes; Mormyridae.
UCAAGCCGCGCACUCGGACCAAAUAUAGUCCUCCGUUUUCAACUCGAAAUCACCGAAUUUAAAAUAUUAUGACCCCUUGGACUACACGAAUCGUCGCUAAGAGAUCGUAGGAGUGGAUCUGUCCAGGUGCUGAAAUCUUUUUUCCGUCUUUAGAGCACUUUGUUCACUGGCGUAAAGUGAGUGAUGAGUCCUAUUGCCAGUAAGAAACAAGAACUUGCUUUGCAGGCUGAGUAGUUCUUCUUUCGAUUGUUAUUGCCGCUUUUUAAAAAAUCUUUAUUUUCCGGAAACUUCACCUCGAUUGGUUCGAAAGUGAAAGAAAAGUGAUUUGGAAGUCGGAACAUGGAAUUACAAGGCCUACAAGAGGCGUUGAAAGUAGAAAUCCAGUGUCAUCAGAAACUAGUUGCGCAAAUGAAGCAAGAACCACAGGAUGGAGAGCUUAAGAAACAACUACACGAAAGGCAAACAAGAAUAACAGCUCUAAGCGAAAAACAAAAGCUGCCGGUGAGGGGCUGUCCUAUGGGGAGCACCAAACCCGUCUCACUCAUCAAGCCGCCAAGCCAGAGCAUAGCCAUCUCUGUGGUGCCGGCGAAAGCUCCCGUUUCCAUGGUGACCGCACACAUUAACGGACAAAAAGCGGCAGGCAGCGAGCCGCUGCAGACGGCCCCUAUCAACCUGCAAACGACGAGCAAAGUGGCCGGGAGCGGCCUAUCCUCCGUGGGCCGGAGAGUCAGCGAACAGCCGCACUCACAGGUGCUGGGAACCCUCACAGCAGUGCCCAUCAAGGUGCCUCACGUCAGCUCCCUGCAGCGGCUGGCCGGCCAGGCUUCCACACUGCUACCUCAGGUUAGGCCAAAGACGCUGAUCCCGGACAGCCUCCCACACAGCCCCUGCCAGGAGCAGCUGUCCAGCCAGCCUCCUAGCCUGCAGAAGGCCCCUGCUGUGGUUAGCUCCAAGAGCCAGGGCCCUGGUCCAGCCCUGCCCACUGCCAACAGCACCUUCAGCCCCGCGGGACGGCCCAACGGCAAGUCUGCCCCUGCUUCAUCUCCAGCCUCGCCCACCAUGUCCACAGGGGUCAGCGGCGCUGGUGUGGCCUACGCCAUCAUCGCCGCCUCGCCCAGCCACUCAACCUCCUCUUCGGCCUCAUCGGAGACCGUCAAGGUGCAGCCUCUGCUCUUCAGUGCAGAUAACAAGGUGAUAAUAAUCCAGCCCAAGGCCUCCGGCAGCCCUCAGAAUUCCCCUGGCCAGCAGGCUGACAGCCCCACCCAGGACCCCCCAGCCACAAACACCCCUCCCUCCAAGAAGAAACGAGAGGAAGAUCCAGAGAAAAUUGCCUUCAUGACAGCUCUUGGCCUGGUGACCACUGACUAUUUGGAAGAGAUCCAGAGCAAGAGGCAGGAGAGGAAGAGAAGGAGCACAGCCAAUCCUGCGUACAGCGGCCUGUUUGAGCCUGAGCGCAAACGCCAUGCAUCUCACUUCCUGAACAACCCACUCUUCCUGUCUGCAAGAGACACUGAGGACUUGAACUGGAAGGAGCUGCUGGAGCAUGAUGAGCACUGCGCCGUAUGUAAGGAGGAAGGAGAUCUGCAGCCCUGCCACAACUGUACCCGAGCCUACCACCUCGACUGCCUCCACCCACCCCUCAGGAGUCCCCCCAAGGGCCCUUGGACCUGCCCCAAGUGCCAGAAGAAGGUACUGAACAAAGACAACUUGUCAUGGCCGCAGAGUUUCGUUCAUUCAUAUGUAACACACAAAACAGUGAGAGAGGAGGAGAAGAAGAAACUGAUGAGGAGGAACAGCGAGCUGAAGAACGAGUGCGCCCUGCUGGAGGAGCGGGACCAGCAGCUGAGCGAGUCACUCACGAAAUGCAUGGACAUGAAGAGUGGCCUUCUGAGCCAGCAGAAGGAGACCCAGGCCUCUCUCGAGCGGCUGAAGGCUCUGAUCCGACUCAUCCAGCGAGACCAGAUGAUCCAGGUCACCAUGACAGCUACUACCACCACCGGGGCCUCCCUCCUCUCACUACCCUGGAUCAAGCCCUCUGGCACAGUCACAGCGCCCCCUGCUGGGACCUCUACACUACUUCAGAAGACCCUGCCACAGACCACGAGCAACAACUGACCCCACCUCGGUUCCACCCCUCCAGGCCCUCGCACCUUUGAGCCAAGCAGCCAUCUGCCAAAUCUUUGGCCACACCCUAACUCAUCCCAGAAACAGACUCGAAAAAUGCGUCUGUGGUACGAGUAAUAUCAAACGUGUCCGUCAAAAGGGAAAGAUUCAGUUUUUUUUUUUAAAUGAGCUGUUGUGGGAACAGAAAGGACAUCCCAUGUGAGAUCUUCAGCAAGUAUUUUUUUAAACACCUUCAGUGCUUAUGAGAUUUUUUUUAAACCUAUCGAUUUUGUUUAAUGUUCUUGGCCUUAAUGUAUUUAUGAAUUUUUAAAGCAGGAUGAAACGCACGCCUGUUGCAGACACGCGGGAAAGCCGUGUCGUGGUUUUAACACGUCAGGAGCUGUAACGAGCAAACGUUCCCGGAUAUAGGGAGAGAGACCGAUAGCGCCUAGAAGUAGGAAAUAGUCACAAGUAAAUGGGAAGAGUGGACGCGGAAUUGGGCGGCACGCUGAAACAGUAGCCAGCCUUAGCCGCGUUUGCGCCUGACCGUCUCCAGGUUCCUUUGGAAGGAGGAGGGAUCAGGACGCCGUUUGGGUGUCAUCACAUGCAUAAACAUGAGCCUUCAAACAAAACCAGAGAAUUACAUUUUUCAGUAUUAACAUAGUUAAAAAAAAAGAAGUAUUUAAAAUUACUACGAAAAUUAGCAUUUUUAGUGAAAAAUGUAGUAUUUUCUUGCUUGUUGAUAAUGUAAAAUGAAGUAUUUGAGGAGGGGUUUGCUGUACAGAAAUUGAAUUGUUAAUGCUGGUUUUUGUUUUUUUUUAUCAUUAUUCUUCAGAUCUUGUUUGUGGUUGCGAUCAAAAAUAGGUGUUUUUCCAAAAGUAAUUAGUCAUUCCUGUAGGCGUGCUACUCUGCAUCCUGUCACUGUCCUUCCUUUACCAGUAUAGGAAUUAUGCCAAAAAAAUCCUUCAUUUUUGUACUGGAAAUUCUUUUUUAUUGACUGUUGUCUUUCGUUUAUUUAGUCUGUCAUCUUCUUGUUGCAUCAAUGCACAGAACAGCGAUUUUUUUAUUGUGUGUUCCUGUGAUUUUUUUUUUUUUUGAACAACACGACAUUUUCCUGGGGAAGGUUCGCUUUGAGGAAUUUUAUCUACAUGACAGUUCAAAUCCACACUGCCUCAAGGAGCAAUCCGUAGUUUCCUGACGUUGCUUUCUACUCUUUUUUUCCAAGUCAGAGGACAUGAGGACACUUCCUGGAGUGUCCGUUUCAGGGGGACAGAUUUUGCUGUGAACGUUGCAUUGAUUCCUACAGUUAGUCUUCCUGCUACGCCAAGGUUUUUGAGGGGACAGGGAAGGUGUCGUGACCUCGUAGCCUCCCUUUCCGCUGCUCCACAUGCAAUUACGUUCAGCCUUCACAGGGGGCAAUGAUACGACCGAAAAUGCUCUGGCGAGAAGGAAAUAUCCGAUAACGACAAACUUGGUCUUAAUGUUUUUCCACAUUUUUUUAAUAUCACAGAUCAAAUUGCUUAUUUAGAUGCAGACGAUUGGAAUACGAUACUCGUAUGAACCAAACACCGAGUGAUACGAGGGCUAGUUUUUAGGCCAGAAAGGAGCAGCUACGUAAAGCAGCAGGUUCUGUCUCCCAUGCGAGAAGGGGGUACAGAAAUCUGCGUGAACGCGUUACGUCGACACUGCAAAAGCCUUUCUGUGUUCUUUAUUUUUACCAUUCAUGUGCAAAGCAGCUGGAAAAAAGUCCAGUGACUUUUCAAAGGAUUACAGAUGUUCCGUUGCGCUGUUUGUCUGGCAGUCAGCUUCCCUGGGGAGACCUGUGUGUAAGUCUGUGGCAGGGCAAAGGCAGAGCUCUCUGGAACAUGUCACAAUUGGGUCUUCUAGGGCACCAUUUUCUCAUUUUUAAGCUUUAUUUCUUGUUGGCCUUUCAAAAUUCUAGGUCUUGAGUAAUUCAGUUUCAUUCAAGUCUACACAAGACGGUUCUAAAGGGCCUGUACAUUUCCCUCUGCGAAUAUCCCCUUAAUUACUCUUGGUCGAAUUCCCACAUAUAGGAUUGAGCUGAACGAACACGCACACACAUACAUACACACACGCAACAAUAAGCAACUAAAACCUUUUCCCAGUAUUUCCAGUUCACUCUUUGUGAAGUUGGAAAU